AUGGUGUCACUAAUCUGCACUCUUCGUCACCACACGGACGAGCUCAGCUGCUGUGCCUUCUCUCCGUCCCUCCUGGCGACCUGCUCCGCUGAUAAAACUCUCCGUGUUUAUAACACAGCUGACUUCUCGGAGCUGCCCUUUUCUCCUUUGUCAGGCCACGGUUACGGGGUCCACUGCUGCUGCUUCAGCUCCUGUGGCAGCCACCUGCUCAGCUGCUCCACAGACGGGUCCAUCAUCGUCUGGAGGUCGGAUACAGGUGAGGCGACGGCCCUAUUGGAGCACCCGGCCCGCAGUCCGCUCCGAGUGUGUGCGCUGGCGCACGACUCCUCCCUCCUGCUGGCAGGGGCCUGUGAUGGCACCGUGGCCCUCUGGGACUUCUCCUGCAAGACAUUGCGCAGGUGCAGUGCAGUAAGCGAGGCCAGCGUUGUGGCUUGCUGCUUCUCUCCGUGUGGCCAAUAUUUCCUGACUGGCUGCACCCACGGAGACCUUAAACUGUGGGAUGUGGACAUCAGCCUCCUGCAUGCUGAGAAGGACGCCCACGACCUGGGAGUCACCUGCUGCAGCUCAACACCCCAGCUCAAAGUUGGUGAGUUCAGACAUCAUGGCUGCUGUGUGGAGUUUCGACUUGCCUCCUGUGGACAGGACAGCCAGCUGAAAAUAUGGAUUGUUUCCCAGCGUGAAGGAGCAGCCUGCAUCAUGAAGCUCCUUCACACUCUCACCACCCAUUCAGCUCCUGUUCUGUCUUGCGCCUUCUCCUCUGAUGGAGAUCUGGUCGUCUCAGGCUCAGUGGAUAAAAGUGUUGCAAUAUAUGACGCGAACCUGGGAAUUCUGCUCUACACUUUGAAACAGCACAACAGGUAUGUGACUGCCGUGGCUCUGUCUCCCACCAUGCCAUGGAUUGCAACCGGCUCCAUGGAUAGAACAGUGAACGUGUGGAAAAUAGGAGAUGGAGACAGCAGAACUGGUAAAUACUUAACAGGGAAUUCUUCUUCUCAGGAGCCUUCGCUGUCAGCCCACUCUGGAAGGAAGUUGCCGGGUCACUCCAGGCUGCCGGUUGCUGAUUGGUCGGAGGAGGAUGUACAGAGUUGGCUGUGCGAGGAAGGACUGGAGGAGCUCGUCUGCAACUUUAAAGCCAACAACAUCGAUGGACUAGAGCUUAGCCAGCUGAACAAGGAAACAGCUGCAGAGCUGGGAAUUGAGUCCGUGGGCCUUCGCGGUCGUCUCCUGAGGAAAAUUGAGGCCUUGAAGUCAGAGCAGAGCGGUUCAGAGGCCCCUGAUGAGUUUCUGUGUCCAAUCACCAGAGAGCUGAUGAAGGAUCCGGUUAUUGCUGCAGAUGGGUAUUCCUAUGAGCGGGAAUCCAUUGAGAGCUGGAUCAGAGGAAAGAACAAAACCAGCCCCAUGACGAAUCUGCCCCUGCAGACCACACUCCUCACCCCCAACAGAUCUCUGAAGAUGGCAAUAACACGGUGGAAGUCGAGCCAGUAGACAGCGGCUCAUUUUAGCUUGUUUGUCAGAAGCCACCAAACAGAUACUUCAUCCCUAAACAGUAAUUGCUCAUCUAAUAACGUGUGAGCUCUUAGUACCUGUGAAAGAAGUAAUUACUGUAAUAAGAGUUUUUUCUCAGGGUGCCACUCAAGAGUCCAAUUUGACAGAAUAGUCUGAAUCUGAGGUUGCAGAAAAGUCAAGGAAUGUUUGUUCAGUAAAAAACUAGUCCUAUUAAGCAAAAUGUCUGAAGUCUUGAAUGUAGCAACAACACAUUCUUCCUUUGAAAGACAUAUGAACUGCUGUUCAAAUUAAAUACUCAGGGUGGCUUAUAGUCAGUAAAGUUAGCAAACAUAAGACGCUUUAAAUUCUGAUGCAUUAUGGACAUUUAACAGGCUAAUAAUAUAGCCUGUUUUAACACCUACUAUUAACCAGUAACGGUUACUUGUGGCCUCAGUGGCUGCUAUUCAGCCGAGGUUACGUUAGCUUUAAUUAUUGGCUUAAAGGGAAACUAAGCAACAUUUGAAAGAAGAAAUCACACCCGCACUCUCCUACAAAGUUGAAUUUGUGACCAGUAAAACACAGCCUUGCUCUAAUCAGUACACUCUGAGGUUUUCCUGCUACAGCCUACUCAGUCUGCUACGAGCAGUAGCAUGCUGUGGCCAAUUUUAGCUCAUUUAACCACAUUUAGAUAUUACUGAGUCAGAUCGCUGAUAGUAUGACUCUUACUACUGUUACACAUUUUAGCAUGUCACGGACAAUAAUCUGAAUGCUUUUAUCUCAACUAUAAAACAAGUAAACACACUGUAACUCGCCUGAAAUUAAUGGAAAUUCAAUGUGAAAUUAAAGCUGCAAGCGGCGAUGGGUGGGCCCUCGCACCCCUUGCGAACCACGGGAGUCGCAGCCAGCGCAGCCACGCACAAAAGUCCUCCUAUGUCCUCUCCUCUCUCC
Messenger RNA from Toxotes jaculatrix (banded archerfish), 2433 nucleotides. Its product is annotated as WD repeat, SAM and U-box domain-containing protein 1-like. The transcript has 12 exons. NCBI's taxonomy places the organism in Eukaryota, Metazoa, Chordata, Actinopteri, Toxotidae. Bases 1 to 1485 code for a protein of 494 amino acids. Gene Ontology annotation, molecular function: ubiquitin-protein transferase activity; protein binding. Gene Ontology annotation, biological process: protein ubiquitination. The record is from RefSeq and is a predicted model, not a curated record.